Messenger RNA from Ceratina calcarata, 942 nucleotides. It is a transcript of the gene Tpx-4, whose product is annotated as thioredoxin peroxidase 4. Bases 104 to 769 code for a protein of 221 amino acids. Gene Ontology annotation, cellular component: mitochondrion; cytosol. Gene Ontology annotation, molecular function: peroxiredoxin activity. The record is from RefSeq and is a predicted model, not a curated record. NCBI's taxonomy places the organism in Eukaryota, Metazoa, Arthropoda, Insecta, Hymenoptera, Apidae. Gene Ontology annotation, biological process: cellular oxidant detoxification; cell redox homeostasis. The transcript is spliced from 5 exons.
ACGUAUCAAACGAACUAAAGAGCAGUAGAUAUUCGCAAGAAUAUCAUCCUCCGUGAUCUCUUCGAAGCGCAGCAACUCGAUUGAACAAGUAAAUCCAUUAAUCAUGAGGAUAAAUUCGAUAAUACCCAAUUUCGAAGUGGACUCCACGCAAGGUCGAAUUAAUUUCUACGACUGGCAGGGAGAUUCAUGGGUGGUUCUAUUUUCUCAUCCGGCCGACUUUACUCCGGUCUGCACGACCGAGUUGGGCAGAAUAGCUGUGCACAAGCCUUAUUUCGAGAAACGAAACACGAAACUUCUGGCCCACUCCGUAGAUAAACUGCAGGAUCAUGUCGAUUGGGUUAAUGACAUCAAAUCGUACUGCCGUGAUAUCCCCGGCGACUUCCCCUACCCGAUAAUCGCCGAUCCCGAUCGAUCCUUGGCUGUGAAAUUGGACAUGAUCGACGAGGACAGCAAGGACGACCCAGAAACCGCGAUGACCGUUCGAGCCUUGUACAUCAUUAGCCCCGAUCAUCGCCUGAGGCUUUCGAUGCACUAUCCAACAUCCACGGGACGUAAUGUCGAUGAGAUUCUACGUGUGAUCGAUUCUCUUCAAUUAGUCGACAGAAUACCGGAAGUGGCUACACCUGCCAACUGGGUGCCUGGAGAGAAAGUGAUGAUUCUCCCUACUGUCAAAGACGAAGAUUUACCGAAGCUAUUCCCGAAGGGUAUCGACAAAGUAUCAAUGCCAUCUGGAAAGGUGUACGUCCGCACCACCACCAAUUAUCAGUAAAAGAUAAACCCGUCUCGUAUGACAUAACUCUAUUAUUUCUGUUACUCGCUCGCUUUGUCACAUAUACGUUUCGCUUGUUAUGUAAUACUUGGAUGACUGAUCGACGGAUUAAUGUUAAUAAUAUCGUUUGGAAUAAAGGAGCAAUGGUGAAAUAAAAAAAUAUGAGAUAUUGU